Messenger RNA from Eruca vesicaria subsp. sativa (arugula), 1308 nucleotides. The record is from the annotation of a GenBank genome assembly. Lineage: Eukaryota; Viridiplantae; Streptophyta; Magnoliopsida; Brassicales; Brassicaceae.
AUGGCGAACAGAGAUAUGGAGAGAGGAGGGAAACAGAACAGAGGAGUUCAUAACAACAACAACAACAACUAUUUCUAUGAUGAAAGCUCCCGCGAUACUCAUUGGACUUCGUGGCUGGUUCCGGCGAUCGUUGUCGCGAAUCUCGCCGUCUUCAUCGCCGUUAUGUUCGUUAACGACUGUCCUAAGAAAAUCACCGGACCAAACAAAGCUUGCGUCGCUAAGUUCCUCGGAAGAUUCUCGUUUCAGCCACUUAGAGAGAAUCCUUUGUUCGGCCCAUCUUCUUCAACAUUGGAGAGAAUGGGAGCAUUGGAGUGGAGGAAAGUAGUACAUGAGCAUCAAGGAUGGAGAUUAAUCACUUGUAUGUGGCUACACGCUGGUAUCAUUCAUCUUCUUACUAAUAUGUUGAGUUUGAUCUUCAUCGGUAUUCGCCUUGAGCAGCAGUUUGGCUUUAUAAGAGUCGGGCUUAUCUAUUUAGUAUCUGGUUUCGGUGGAAGCAUACUCUCGUCUCUCUUCCUUCAAGAAAGUAUCUCUGUUGGUGCUUCUGGUGCUCUCUUCGGACUUCUUGGUGCUAUGUUAUCUGAACUUCUCACCAAUUGGACUAUCUACGCCAACAAGGUACGAGGGGUAGGUUAUGCAGUUUAUCAUUUGUACUUUCUCUUCUCAAGGUUCCUUGUUUUACAGGCGGCUGCUCUGAUCACACUCUUAUUCAUCAUAGCAAUCAACUUAGCGCUAGGCAUGCUUCCUCGGGUUGACAAUUUCUCUCACAUUGGAGGGUUCUUAACCGGAUUAUGCCUCGGGUUUGUCCUCCUUGUCCGACCACAGCACGGCUGGGAAGCUUCCCGCACCAACACGUCCGUUACUAAACGCAAGCAUAGCAUGUACCAGUACGUGCUGUUCGUAGUCGCAGCGGUUGUACUUGUGACCGGGUUAACUGUUGGAGCAGUGAUGCUUUUCAAAGGAGAGAAUGGGAACAAACAUUGCAAAUGGUGUCAUCGUCUCAGCUGUUUCCCUACUUCUAAAUGGACCUGUUAAUCAUCAUCAUCACUAUACUCUAUAAGCUCUCAUGUGUGAUCUUGUAACAUGAAAUCUCUUUGUUCCUUUUGCCUUUGACCUCAGCCUUUUAUAACAUACAUGUACAUUAUUAGUUUAUUACAUUUGAAAAUCUUACUUACGCAACUCUAAGCUGAAUAAAUAGUACUGUUUGAUUGAAGGUACUUAAUCUCAACCAAUGUUUCUUAAUAGUGCUUGAUCUUUAUACAUUGCUAUUCUUUUGCAUUGUCAUUAAACAACCACAAAAAAAGGAGAACC